This is a messenger RNA of Tarenaya hassleriana, 2794 nucleotides long. RefSeq names its product probable serine/threonine-protein kinase At1g54610. The transcript is spliced from 9 exons. Gene Ontology annotation, biological process: positive regulation of transcription elongation by RNA polymerase II; protein phosphorylation. Gene Ontology annotation, cellular component: cyclin-dependent protein kinase holoenzyme complex; nucleus. Bases 307 to 2379 code for a protein of 690 amino acids. Gene Ontology annotation, molecular function: RNA polymerase II CTD heptapeptide repeat kinase activity; cyclin-dependent protein serine/threonine kinase activity; ATP binding. Lineage: Eukaryota; Viridiplantae; Streptophyta; Magnoliopsida; Brassicales; Cleomaceae. The record is from RefSeq and is a predicted model, not a curated record.
UCAAAUUAUGCCAAUCUGAAAGCGCAAAAAAGAUCAGGGCCCAAUCCCUUUGGCGUAUAUCUCUGUCCAUCGCGCUUGAUCAUCAUCGUCAUCAUCACUUGCUCUGAAACUUGUUCAAGGGUUUUACAGUGUUCCUCUGAAGAAAGCUUGAUCGGGAGCUUCGUUUUGGUUGUGGUGAAUUGGGUGUUCAAAACCUUUGCGUAUGGAGAUUUUCUUGGACGAGAUGGGUUUUAGGGCAGCUUUUAGGGGGAUCAAAGGUUUGAAUUGUGCAUAAAGGGUUUUUAUUCUGCAUAUUCUUUUGCAAGUAUGGGUUGCGUGAGUUCUAAGCAGAGAAAGAGGCCGCCGUCGCAGAAAGGGCAAUCGGAGAAGCGUCCUUCAAGGAUCAAUUCAUCGAGAAGGAUUGAUGAUUUGAGCCAAACGAGGGCGGGAAUCGACAGAUCAGAUAGCAGAGGUACCAAAGUUAGGUCGAUCGGAUCGGAAAAGUUCAGUUCAUGUAGGUUUUCUGAUAAUCAAAUCGAGAAAAAACCAGAGAUCCAUGGAGCAGGCGAGACCAAUCAAGCGGUUCCUAAGGAUUUGAUGAAGGUCUCGAGCAUUAUUGUUCAACAGGGUUCCGAGACAGUUCCAGAGAUUCCUGAAGCAGGUGAUUCAGAUCAAACGGUUCCUAAGGAUUCGAGCAAGGCAACGAGCCUUGCCGUUCCUUCAGGCUUCGUGAAUGUUACAAAGGACGCAGAACCGAAGCAAGUGGCUGGAGGGUGGCCGACAUGGCUGGUCUCUGUGGCCGGAGAGGCACUUGUUGGAUGGGUUCCACGCCGAGCCAGCACCUUCGAGAAACUGGAGAAAAUUGGACAAGGAACAUACAGUAGUGUAUACAGGGCUAGAGAUCUUCUUCAUAACAAGAUUGUUGCACUGAAAAAAGUUCGGUUUGAUCUCAAUGAUCUAGAGAGUGUCAAGUUUAUGGCAAGAGAGAUCAUAAUCUUGCGCAAGCUUGAUCAUCCGAACGUGAUCAAAUUGGAGGGCUUGAUCACUGCCCCGUCUUCCUCAAGCCUUUACCUGGUUUUCGAGUAUAUGGAACACGACCUUGUAGGGCUUGCUUCUCUACCCGGUGUCAAGUUUUCAGAGCCUCAGGUUAAAUGUUACAUGCAACAACUUCUAAGUGGGCUUGAUCAUUGUCACAGUCGCGGUGUUCUUCAUCGUGAUAUAAAGGGCUCAAACCUACUGAUUGACAGUAACGGGAUCUUGAAGAUAGCAGAUUUCGGGCUGGCAACAUUUUUCAAUCCCGAGAACAACAUUCCUUUGACUACCCGUGUUGUAACUCUUUGGUAUCGACCCCCGGAACUUUUACUUGGAGCCGUUCAUUAUGGCAUCGGGGUCGAUCUCUGGAGCACGGGUUGUAUAUUCGGUGAAUUAUAUGCUGGGAAACCGAUUCUACCCGGAAAGACUGAGGUAGAGCAACUUCAUAAGAUAUUCAAGCUAUGUGGUUCACCAAAGGAAGAUUACUGGAGAAAACUGAAGCUACCACCUUCAACUGCUUUCAAACCCGCACUUCCAUAUGGAAGGCGCAUUACUGAAAUGUAUAAGGAUUUCCCUGCAACUGUUCUUUCGCUUCUGGAUACCUUACUCUCCAUAGAUCCUGAUCGGCGUGGCUCUGCAGCUACUGCUCUUGAGAGUGAGUACUUCAAAACCGAGCCAUUUGCUUGUGAUCCAUCUAGCCUCCCGAAGUACCCUCCCAGCAAAGAGAUUGAUGCUAAAAUCCGCGAUGAAGCAAGAAAGCAGCGUCCAACUCGGGAGAAAAACGAAAGACAAGAUUCUCAGACGAGACGAUCGAAAGAAACUAAAGCUGCUCCACCAGUUAAAGCUAUUCCAUCUCUUACAACGACGAUACAGAAGCAUUAUCCAGAACCGAAGAGCAGGAAUGACAUUUUCAACUCAUUUAAGGAGGCCAAGGCUUCACGCUACCCGGAUUAUUCAGACAAACAAAGGCAGGACGCAAAGGACAUGACAGUGAACGGUGGUAACACGGAAGGAAGAGUGUUCUACUCUGGUCCUUUGAUGAACAACAGGAAUUUCGGCCGGUCAAUGUACGUGAAAGAACACGCUUUAGCAUCCACAAGGCCGGACGGCGGUAACGAAGGUGGACAAGAACGACCCAUCGUAAACCAACAAAGAGGUGAUCGGAAACCAUACUACAGAUCCGAUUCGAUGGAGAAACAAAUAAAAUCGCAAAACGAGUACGAUACUAACGACUACAAGAUGUACAUGUCUGGUCCAUUGUUGGCUCAGCCAAACAAAGUGGAUCAGAUGCUGGAAGAGCAUGACCGUCAGCUCCAGGAAUUCGCCAGGCUGUCACGUAAAACGCUGCAUGGCAAAACCGGCUUAUAAAUGAACCGUGACUCUGUAAUCUCUCCCUCUGCUUUCUUGAUUGGAAUGAGUCCAGGAGGAAUCUGAUUGAUGAUUCACUGGACUCAGAGAGAUACUCUGCAAUAUAUAUACACAUAUACAAAUGUUGCAUUUAGAUAGUGUGAUAAUGGAGUUUGGUCUUUCUGUAAAUACAGAUUUCUUUCCUUUACACAAGAUGAAGAUAUAUAUAUAUACACACACAGGCGCAAGGUCAGCUGAGUUUUGUUUCAGUACAUGGGCAAGAUUGUUUGUAUUCCCCAAGAGUCAACCAUGAUGACCUCUUGAAGCUUGACAACUUAAUCGAGUUGUGUGUGUAUAUAUACAUCUGUGUCUCUCCCUUACAAUUUGUACUAGGUUUUGAUUUGGUCGAUUUAAUAAAAAUAAACGCAUUUAUUUU